Messenger RNA from Archocentrus centrarchus (flier cichlid), 1496 nucleotides. RefSeq names its product solute carrier family 19 member 3a (gene slc19a3a). Gene Ontology annotation, molecular function: vitamin transmembrane transporter activity. Gene Ontology annotation, biological process: transmembrane transport; vitamin transport. NCBI's taxonomy places the organism in Eukaryota, Metazoa, Chordata, Actinopteri, Cichliformes, Cichlidae. Gene Ontology annotation, cellular component: plasma membrane. The record is from RefSeq and is a predicted model, not a curated record.
AUGGAGGCAGUGAAGAUGUGGAAAUCAGACUGGAGGUAUCCCACUACCCUGCUGUGCAUCUAUGGAUUCUUCAGCACAGUUAAACCACUGGAGCCUUUCCUCAUCCCGUACUUGACGGGACCGGAUAAGAAUCUGACAGCUGAACAGGUAAACAAUCACAUUUUCCCAGUAUGGACGUACUCCUACCUGUCCGUGCUAGUGCCGGUGUUCCUCCUGACUGACUGGCUGCGUUACAAGCCUGUAGUGGUGUUCCAGUGUGUUAUGCUCUUCACCACCACAGCAUUGCUGCUGUGGACAGUAAGCGUGCCAGCCAUGCAGGCUGUGCAGUUCUUCUAUGGAGUCGUGACAGCCAGUGAGGUGGCCUAUUUCUCCUACAUUUACAGUGUAUUAGAUCUGAAGAGAUAUCGAAAGGCCACCUCUUACAGCCGCAGCGUCCAGCUCCUGGGGUAUACAGUGGGCUACGUCUUGGGUCAGCUGCUUGUCAGCUUCGACCUCAUGUCAUACAACAACAUCCUGGUGUUUACUCUGGUUCUCACUGCCAUCGCCCUCUUCACUUCCUGUCUCCUGCCAAUGCCACAGAAGAGCAUGUUCUUCCACAGAGGACACGGCAUGCAGACAACAGCAGAGGAGGCAAAGUCAAAGACAUCCCUGGAAGAUGGAAAGGGUGAAACGGUGGAGAGAGGGAAAGUGGAGGCUGAUGCUGAAAAAGAGCUUAAAGCUGAGAACCUUGAGGAACCUGAUGGCACACAGAGUUACGGCCAAGUCCUCCUCCAACUGUGGAGGGACUUCCGCUGCUGCUAUUCCUCUAGACAGCUGGUCUACUGGUCCGUGUGGUGGGCAAUGGCCACCUGUGGGUAUAACCAGACUGUCAACUACGUGCAGGUGCUGUGGGAGCAUGUGCAGCCCGCUCAGAACUUCAGCAUUUACAACGGAGGUGUGGAGGCAGCCUCCACCCUGUUAAGUGCAGCUACGGCCUAUGGGAUAGGCUUCACUGAGGUAAGAUGGGAGCAGUGGGGAGAGCUGGCCCUGGGUGGUUUCUCUGGACUCGGCGCAGCUUCACUCUUCAUCAUGACCUUCACUGGCAACAUCUGGGUCUGCUACAGCGGUUACGUAGUUUUCAAGUGUCUGUACAUGCUGCUGAUAACAAUAGCCAUGUAUCAGAUUGCAGCUGAUCUCUCAAUGGAAAGAUAUGCGCUGGUCUUUGGGGCAAACAACUUUGGUGCACUGGCUCUGCAGACAAUUAUCACGUCUGUUGUGGUUGACAGCAGAGGGCUAGGCCUGGCCAUCAUUCCCCAGUUCACCAUAUAUGCCAGCUACUUCUCCGUCAUCGCUGUUGUUUUCACACUUCGAGGACUACAGCAUUUGGAGAGCACAAAGAAGCAAAGAGAUAACUCCUCCGGACAAAGACGAAACUCCAGGCAGUGAGGAACACAGACUCUGAAUACAUAUAGAGCAUAAUAAAGUGAGAAUAUCAGUUAUGAUUUUGGCCCCUAUAG